This is a messenger RNA of Anolis sagrei ordinatus, 2013 nucleotides long. The record is from RefSeq and is a predicted model, not a curated record. Lineage: Eukaryota; Metazoa; Chordata; Lepidosauria; Squamata; Anolidae.
AAAUAUGUUCAUUCGCCAAAAGCACAUCGGAAGAGCCAAGUUUGUAGGUCUUUCUUAAAAGCGGCGAGGGUAGGGCCUUGCCUCAUCUCACUAGGUAGGGAGUUCCAAAGCUGAGGGGGCCACAACGGAGAAGGCUCUCCCCCUCGUCCCCACAAGUGAAAGGAGGGCCUCCCCAGAGGAUGGAGGAGAUCGUGCAGGUUUCUGUUAGGAAAGCAAAGGAUGGCUAACCUUUCACUUGGGAGGCCGAGGCGGAGGCGUGCCUCCCUUUCCUGCCUGCGAGGGGCGAGUGUGGAAGGGCUGCCUCCUCGCCAGGCGCUUUGCCCGGAGCCCUUUCGCCUCCCUGGGGCCGCCCUCCAGCUCCUCCUCCUCCUCCUCUUCCUCUUCGUCCCCGGAGGAAGAGAGAGAGAGAGAGAGAGAGAGAAAGAAGAGGCGGCCGGCGUUGCGUCCUCGGCGAUGGUGUGCUGAGCCUGAGCCAGGGAAGAGGGGGCGAAGGAGAAAGAGAGGAGGAGGGCAAGGGGUCUCCGGACGGCGCCAUGUCCCUGCCCCCGCUCCUGCCGUCUCCCGCCGCCGCCCCCCGCCUCCACCCCCGCCGGGCUCCGCAGGCGCUGUCCCCUCCCUCGGCCCCGCGAAGGGCGCCUCCCUGCUCUCCGGCCAAGCCCGCCAGGAGAGCCCCCUUCCCGGGCUCGUGGCCCAGCUCUCCGGCCUCCCUGCCCAGGCAGGUGCCUCCGCGGAGAGGCGGCGGGAGGGCGCCCCCUCCGGCAGCCCCUUCCUCCCCGCCUCCGCCUCCGCCCCCGCCGCCUUUCUCCGCCGCCGGGAGGUUCUCGCUCAGCCUCCCUCCGGAGGCGAUCCGGGUCCUGCAGCGGCGGAGCCUCGAGGAGGAGGAGGAGAACGAGGAGAAGCGGCGGAGGCACAAGCAGCGGCGCCCCCGCGGAGGGAGAAGCGGGCGGGAGUGGCGCGACCUGCUCCCGGUCUCGCUCCUCAAUGACCGACACCGCUACGACGACGUGGAGUACGAGGAGGAGGAGGAGGAGGAAGAAGAAGAAGGUGGGAAGGGGAGGAAGGCCCCCGCCAGGGACGAAGGGCUGGUGCGCAAGUGCACCGAGUGGCUGCGCGGCGUGGAGAGCGCCGCCGCCCGGGACCGGGCCGAGAAGCUGGGCAGCCUGCCUCACCUGGGCACCCUCUGAAAGGAAGCUCCGCGCCAGGAGGAGGAAGAGGAGGAGGGACAGGGCAGGCUUGGGCUGUUGUAGGUUUUUCGGGCUAUAGGGCCAUGUUCUAGCAACAUUCUCUCCUGACUUUUCGCUUCCAUCUACGGCAGGCAUCCCCAGAGGUUGUGAGGUCUUGCUUUCCCUGCCCUGGAGAACAGGACUCAAUGGAACAAGGGAAGGAGAGCCCACCUGAACAUUAGGAAGGACUUCCUGAGAGCUGAUCAACUGUGGCACUCCCUGCCUCGCAGUGUGGUGGAGGCUCCUGCUUGGACUGAAGCCGGAUGACCACCUGUCGGGGAUGCUUUCAGGGUUUUUUUUCCUCUCUCAGGAGCAAUUUGAGAAACUGCAAGUCGCUUCUGGUGUGAGAGAAUUAGCAGUCUGCAAGAGCAUGCCAAGGGGACUUCUGGAUGUUUUGAUGUUUUACCAUCCUUGUGCCAGGCUUCUUUCAUGUCCCAUCAUUAGGAGCUGGAGCUGACAGAGGGAGCUCAUUAGCACUCUCCCCAGAUUCAAACCUCCAGUCUUCCGUCCUGCCUGCACAAGGGUUUAACCGAUUGUGCCACCGGGGGCUCCUGGUGUACAAGGAUUAUCCGGAAAGACUCAAGGCUGCAAAUGAUAGGAAGGAGCUUGCAUUUUACACCAGAAACUGUGGCAACCCAGAGGAAGAUUGAUAAAACACAAGAAUUUGGCACAAAGUGUGGAGUAGCAAAAUCAACUUUUUAAAAUGAGAGUGAAGAAUAGCACCAUGAUUUUGUAAAUUUGUAACAUUUCUAUUUAUUUGAAUAAACCUUUACAGUUGUUUGUGACUUAA